Molecule: messenger RNA, 1133 nt
Organism: Nelumbo nucifera (sacred lotus)
Lineage: Eukaryota; Viridiplantae; Streptophyta; Magnoliopsida; Proteales; Nelumbonaceae
Source: RefSeq, a predicted model, not a curated record
GCCUUGAUCAAAAACAUUACCCCGGCCCCAAAUACUAGACUCCAUCCCUCUGCUUUUUCUUCUUCAACCCCAACCCCCAGAGGAGAAAGACACUUCCUUUGUUGGUCUUGGUUUGGGCUUCUACGGUUCUACUUUCUUCUUUUCUCCUCCUCCUCCUCCAGGCUUCUGGCCUUCGAGGCUUAUGAGAUCAUGGGCAUUAAGUUGUUCAACUUCCAUAUGAUCCCGUGGUGCUUUCAUUUGAUGGGGAAUUACGUCUCCUGCGUGCAGCUCCCGUCUGAAACACCGGUCGAGACCAUCAAACUCAUCAAAUCAGACGGCCUUGUCAAGAUCUACCACCGACCCAUCAACGUUUCCGAGCUCAUGCUUGAGUUCCCAAAACAUCUCGUCUGCCACUCCGAUUCCUUCUACAUAGGUCAGAAGAUUCCGGCUCUCUCCGAGAACGACGAGCUCAAGCUUGGCCACAAGUACUUUCUCCUUCCAAAGCAUUUCUUUCAGUCCGUCCUAUCCUUCGUCACCAUUGCUUCUUUCGCUUCCUUCCCGUCUCAAUCCUCUUCAUCGAGUAAUAUCUCUAAGCACGAGUUUGUCAAGAAGGCUGCAAAUUGUCAACCUUUCGAUUUUCAAAAAACUCCAUCCGGAUCCCUUCAGAUUCGAGUAUCGGAUGAGUUCAUUUCGAAAUUGAUGAUAGAGGGGAAGAUAAAAGACGAUCAAGGAGAGGAUGACAAUCACAGCAAAUCCAAAAAUAGAGUCUGCACAACGCCUCAGUUGCAGAAGGAUUAUACGCAGCUUGUUGGGUCUCGAUCUCGGCAAUGGAAACCAAAGCUUGAGCCGAUACGAGAGUCCGAAAGGAGGAAGCUUUCGUCCUUCAGCAUGAAGAGAAGGAAGACAGCCCAUCAGUCGAAAGGGACCCAUCAGAUUCAGAGACCAGAACACCUUCACGUUACUUCCACAAAACCUCCUUCAAAACCAAAAACAAGGUUUAAAAUCAAGGGAAAGAAAAGCUUGUGAAAAUUGUGGAGCAUUCUUAAUUUGAAUCUUUUUACAUUUUUGUAAAAAAUUGUUCUAAUUUAUUUGAUACAGAUACAUAUAAUUCAGAUUCUCUUGAAUACUGAUCAUCAAUAGAUUCAUUUCACAUA